UAGUUCCCCUCGUGAGAUUCAAAAUCAUGAAAAUUAGUUAAAUUUAAUUUUUAAGCCCACCCGUUAUAUAUGUAUAUAUAUAUUGAUGUCGGUCGCGUAGUAGAACAGCGGCGAUCCCAUACUAAUGCGUACGUUGUCACGGACACACACGGAUGGCCGGAAUUCAAUGUAUCAAACAGCGCCGAUGUACGAACGACGUACUCGGUAACUGAGUCCACAUUUUUAUCAAAUAAAGAUGAAAGUCGUGAAUUAAUGGCUAUAUGGCCGGAUGUUGUACGAGAUCUCACUGAUACUGGUCGUCGUCUUGAUAUACCAGAUGUUACCAAAUGGAUGGCGAAGGUAUUACAGUAUAAUGUUCCUGAAGGAAGAAAGAACAGAGCAUUAUCAGUUGUGUAUGCCUUUAAAUCGUUUGCUUCUGUUGAUCAAUUGACAGAAGAAAAUAUUCGUCUAUCCCGAAUUCUAGGCUGGUGUAUAGAAUUGUUGCAAGCAUUUUUAUUGGUGAUUGAUGAUAUUCAAGAUCAAUCAACAAUGAGGCGCAAUGCACCAUGCUGGUACUUAUACAAUGAUAUUGGAUUAGCAGCUAUAAAUGAUGGUAUGAUGUUGGAAAUGUGCGUAUAUCAAUUACUUAGAAAACACUUCAGGUCAAAAGAUUGUUAUGUGAGCCUUAUGGAACUAUUUUUAGAUACUAGUUUAAAAACGUCAAUGGGUCAAUGUCUUGAUUUAUUAUCAACAAAUUUUGGAAAAAAAUCAAAUUUGGAUCUCUUUACAAUGGAUCGGUAUAAUUCUAUCGUAAAAUAUAAAACAGCUUAUUACACGUUUGUGUUACCAACUACAAUGGCAAUGUGUUUUGCUGGCAUAAAAGAUCCAGAAAUGUGUAGGAAAGCAAAAACAAUUUUGUUAGAAAUGGGUCACUUUUUCCAAGUGCAAGAUGAUUAUAUGAAUUGUUAUGGAAGCACGGAAGCUACUGGGAAAACUGGUUCAGAUAUAGAGGAGGGAAAAUGUUCAUGGCUUGUUGUGGUAGCGCUACAACGUGUUACACCAGAACAAAGAAAAAUUUUAAAGGACUGUUAUGGUCAGUCUGAUAUAGAAAAAUCGAAUCGCGUGAAACAGCUUUACGAUGAAUUAGAUUUAUCAAAUACUUAUGCUAUCUACGAAGAAGAAACGUACAAUCUACUAAUGACACACAUACAACAAAUAUCAUGUGGACUUCCACAUGAUUAUUUCCUAAAUUUACUUGAAAGAGCAUGCCCCAGGGUGGCUAGAAAAGAUUAAUUAUAUUCUUGAAAACAAAAGACCAAACCACUACUACAGUUUAAGAGAAAACAUAUGUAUAACGUGCUUCCUUCUAUCUGUAAGUUUAUUCUAAGAAUUAAGCGUUUAUUAUUUCAUUUAAGAGAACAUACGAACAAGUAAUAGCCAUAUUAUAUUUUUAAUAAUUAAAAGCAAUUCUACAAUAAUGUUGAACUUAUAAAGGAAAAGACAACAAUCUGUUGUAACGGUUAUUAAACAAUGAAUACCUAUAGUACUAAAUAGUGAAGUGAUAAAAAAAAUGUUCAUUGAGUAUUAAACAAAUUUGUAUGGUAUGUACAUAUAUAUUUUCUUACAGAAGUUUUAUUUCUUUUUUGUAAAGGGAUCUUUAUAAACUCAAUGUUCUUGUGUACAUUUUUAAUAAAUCGUUCAAUGAACUUUUUUUGAUAAUCUGUUUAUACUUUUUUUGAAUGGCACUUUUUACACUUUUGUAUGGCACAAAAGUGGUGACAAGUGCAAUUUCCUUUUUUCUAAGUUUACUAAAAGACGAAGAUUUAAUACUACCGUCAGAAGAAAUCACAGAAGAUAUCAAAGGAGAAUCCAAAGCAAUAGGACAGCAAUAUCGUUUAAUUAAUAAAUACUUAUCUAAUAUUUAUCUUGUGUUAUUUUUGUUAUUACAUAAUGCCUUUAAAUACUUUCGGCUUGGUAACUUAUUUCAUUAUAAAAGAUCUUCAGCACAAUGACAGUUGCUCCAAAAAAUUAAAAGAA
Messenger RNA from Osmia lignaria (orchard mason bee), 2016 nucleotides. Its product is annotated as farnesyl pyrophosphate synthase-like. Gene Ontology annotation, biological process: trans, trans-farnesyl diphosphate biosynthetic process. The record is from RefSeq and is a predicted model, not a curated record. Gene Ontology annotation, molecular function: (2E,6E)-farnesyl diphosphate synthase activity; dimethylallyltranstransferase activity. Gene Ontology annotation, cellular component: cytoplasm. NCBI's taxonomy places the organism in Eukaryota, Metazoa, Arthropoda, Insecta, Hymenoptera, Megachilidae.